AUGUCCAACUCACAACCCGACUUCCUGCGCUUCACGGGCCACCGGUCUUUUGCGCGGCGCCUGACCUUGGCGACGCUGACAGGUCGACCGAUCCACAUCUCCAAGAUUCGGAGCUCGUCGCCGACGAAUCCCGGUCUGGCACCACACGAGGUGUCGUUCCUGCGGCUCCUGGAGGCCGUGACAAACGGUAGCUCGAUGCAGAUCUCGUUCACGGGCACGGCCAUGACCUACCAUCCGGGUCUGAUCACGGGGGCCAUCGCGGGCCAGGGCGCGGCGGAGGGCGACAUGAUCGAGCACAACCUCCCGCCCACAUGCUCCCGUGGCGUGACCUAUUUCCUCAUGCCGCUCUGCCUGCUGGCGCCUUUCUCCAAGGCCCACAUGAACGUGCGCUUCUCGGGCGCCGGGGUGAUAACCUCAGCCACCGAGUCGGGGGACGUGUCGGUCGACACUUUCCGAACAGCCAUCCUGCCCAUCCUCGGCCUGUUCGGCAUCCCGCCUGCCAGGAUAGAGAUCCGCGUCCUGCAGCGCUCGUGCGCCGGCCCCGGUGGCCGCGGCGGCGGCGGCUGCGUCGAGCUCCGCUUCGCCAGCCAGGUCCGCCUCCCCAAGACGCUGCACCUUAACCGCUCCCCGGGAAGGAUAAGGCGCAUCCGCGGCGUCGCCUACUCCACCGGCGUGUCUGCCUCCAACAAUGCGCGCAUGAUCCACGCCGCCCGCGAGAUCCUCAACCCCUUCGUCUCGGACAUCCACGUCGCUGCCCAGUACGACCAGGCGCCCCUCGUGCCCACCGGCGACAGCGCCGGCAGCAAGAGGCGGCUGGGCAUCGGUUUCGGCCUGAGCCUCGUCGCCGAGUCUAGCGCCGUCGGUGUGCUCUACUCGGCCGACGCCGUCGUGCCCCCCAAGGGAGGUGUCGUGCCCGAGGAUAUCGGCAAGAACUGCGCCUACCAGCUUCUCGAGACUAUCGCAAAGGGCGGCUGCGUCACCCCCGUCUCCGCCAGCACAGUCCUCGUCCUCAUGGCCAUGGGGUCGGAGGAUGUCGGCCGCUUACGCAUAGGCAGGGAUGUCAUCGGGUGCGAGGACCUUGUGACGCUGGCUAGGGAUCUCAAGACGUUUGGUGCCAGCAGCUGGGGUCUACGUGAUGUCAAUGACGACACCGAUGACAUUCAGGUUGCCGUCAAGGGAACGGGCGUCGGAAACGUUGGAAGGAAGAUGGCAUAG
This is a messenger RNA of Geosmithia morbida, 1215 nucleotides long. Its product is annotated as RNA 3'-terminal phosphate cyclase-like protein. Bases 1 to 1215 code for a protein of 404 amino acids. Gene Ontology annotation, molecular function: RNA endonuclease activity. The transcript has a single exon. The record is from RefSeq and is a predicted model, not a curated record. Gene Ontology annotation, cellular component: nucleolus. Gene Ontology annotation, biological process: ribosome biogenesis; endonucleolytic cleavage of tricistronic rRNA transcript (SSU-rRNA, 5.8S rRNA, LSU-rRNA). NCBI's taxonomy places the organism in Eukaryota, Fungi, Ascomycota, Sordariomycetes, Hypocreales, Bionectriaceae.